AUGGUGUUGGACGUGGCAGGCGCGGUGAAGGAGCUGGUGGUGUUGGACGUGGCGGGCGCGGCGAAGGAGCUGGUGGAGAAAAGCCUGGACGCGGGGGCGACGAGCGUGGAGGUGUGCCUCAAGAAGUUUGGUGCCGAGCUCAUUGAGGUGGCGGAUAAUGGCUGUGGGGUUGCGCCUCCUAACUGGCAGGUGACGUUGGACGCGGGGGCGAUGAGCAUGGAGGUGCGCUUGAAGGACUUGGGCGCGGACCUCUUCAAGAUGGCGGACAACGGCUGUGGGGUCACUCCUCCCAACUGGCAGGCACUGACCCUCAAGUACCACACGUCCAAGAUCGCCCAUUUGGCCGACCUUCAAUCGCUCUCCUCCUUCGGCUUCCGAGGGGAAGCCCUCUCCUCCCUCAGCACCCUUGCUGACGUCACCAUCACCACCCGCACUGCCAACGAGCCAAUCGCAACGCGGCUGGCGUUCGACCAAGCGGGAAAGCUCCUAGACGCCCCUCGGGAACAGGUCGCCAGGGUAGUUGGAACUACGGUCAGUGUGGCGAAGAUUUUCUCGCCGCUGCCCGUGCGGCGGCGGGAGUUUGAGCGGAACGUGCGGCGCGAGUUUGCGAAGCUGAGCGGGCGCAGCAGCGCGCGCAUCACUGUGGUGCAGACAGCUGGCACUGGGUUGAUGCGCGAGAACAUAAUCCCUGUGUUUGGCGCCAAGGCUGCUGGAGGCCUCGACCCAGUCGACAUCACCUUCCCUCUCUCCCCUGCUGCCAUCACCGCUGCCCCUCUUGCUCCUGCUGCUGCUACCGGAGCAAGCAGUGGAAGGUCUUUGGGCGAUCGGCAGUUUUUCUUUCUCAACGGGCGUCCAGUGGAUCUGCCACGCCUCUCCAAGCUGCUCAACGAGCUCUAUCGCUUCUUCAAUUCCCUGCAGUUCCCCACCGCUUUCCUAAACGUUUCGCUUAGGGCGGACGCAUACAACGUGAACGUGACCCCGGAUAAGCGCAAGGUGUUUUUGCACUCGGAGGCGGCGCUGCUGUCGGGGCUGAGAGCUGCUUUAUCGGAGUUUUACUCUCCGAAUAGGUAUGUCUACCGAGCUGCGCCGGCUGGUUCGGUAGCGAAGGAUAUUGAGGAACGGGUGAAGAAGGAGGUUGGGGAGAAGGGAAAAGGGAGAAGGGGUGUGGGAAGAGGGGUAGGGGAUGGGGAGGAUGAGGGGGAGGGUGGUGAGGAUGGAGAGGAAGAGGGGGAGGGAAGGAGGAAGCGAGUGAGGGUGAAUAGUGAUACUGAUGGUGGUGGUGGUGCUGUUGGUGCACGAGGGGGUGGUGAAAUAAGAGAUGCGAAUACUGAUGGGAGGGGGAGCAGGAGAGAUGAGUUGAUUGGGGAUGGGGAUGGUGAUGGGGAUGGGGAUGGGCAGAUAGAGGAGGCGGAAGGCGGGGAGGUGGAGGAAACGGAGGGGGAUAGAAGGAAGCCUCUAUAUCAGUUUGAGCGAGGCGAGGGAGGAGGGAAAGCAACGCUAGUGGCGGCAGUGGGGGAAGCAGCACAAUAG
Messenger RNA from Closterium sp. NIES-65, 1530 nucleotides. The record is from the annotation of a GenBank genome assembly. Lineage: Eukaryota; Viridiplantae; Streptophyta; Zygnematophyceae; Desmidiales; Closteriaceae.